CUUCCUCCCUGCAUCCCUCCAUCCUUCCUCCCCCUCCUCCCUGCAUCACUCCCCCUCAGCAUCCUCCUUCCUGCAUCCCUCCUUCCUGCAUCCCUCCUUCCUGCAUCUCUCCUUCCUGCAUCCCUCCCUCUGCCAUCCCUCCCUCCCGCAUCCCUCCCUUCAUCCCUCCCUCUGCCUGUGAGGAGCUGCGGACAUGGCUCUUAGCAAUUUCCUCUUUGCUCAGUGCAUCUGCUACUUCCUGGCCUUCCUCUUCAGCUUCAUCGUGGUGGUGCCGCUGUCUGAGAAUGGCAAUGACUUCCACGGCCGAUGCCUGCUCUUCACCGAGGGCAUGUGGCUCAAUGCCAACCUCACCGUGGAGCGGCAGCGCUUCACCGUGCAGGAGUGGGGGCCUGAGGCUGCCUGCCGCUUCAGCAUCUUCACCGGGCUCCUCUCUCUGCUGCUGGCUACAGUGCAGGCCUGGCGGACCCUCUUCUUCCUCUGCAAAGGGCAUGAGGACUCUUUCUUUUAUGCCUUCCUGAAUCUGCUGAUCAGCGCCUUUGUGGUGUUUAUCACAUUUAUUGCUAGCACUAUAGUGAGCGUAGGAUUUAACAUGUGGUGUGAUGCAAUUACUGAAAAAGGAAGCAUGCCAAAUAGCUGCGAAGAAUUACAAGAUAUUGAUCUUGAACUGAACUUAGAAAACUCUGCUUUCUAUGACCAGUUUGCUAUUGCACAGUUUGGUCUGUGGGCUGCCUGGCUGACUUGGCUGGGAAUCACCAUUCUGGCUUUCCUGAAAGUGUAUCACAACUACAGACAAGAGGACCUGCUAGAUAGCCUGAUCCAUGAGAAGGAGUUGUUGUUAGGAAGAUCCUCUUCACGAACCUGUUUGCAGGAUGACAAAAGUGCCAUGAUCUAAAGUGUAAGCAAAUUUCCAGGGCAGGAUCCAGAAUUUAUUAUUCAGUAGUGCAAGAUGAUGUUGAGUCAGAGUAUUGAGUGUGUGAGAUCUUUUCUUUUCUGAAAAAAGAUAUACUUGUCAAUCACUUACUUCCUCACUGAAAAAUUCUUGGCAGAAGUAUUUAUGUUAGGAUAUAGACAACAAACUGCCACGUGUGCCUUUGGCGCAGCAAAAUUUCUGUCCUGCACAGACGUGGAGCAGCACAGCCUGUAAUCUGCUGUUGUUAGCAGUGCUCCUGUAUGCUAUUGCUGCCUUUUGGAUUGCUGUCCAUUUUUGAGGACCAUGCUGGCAAGAGCAGGCUACAGAGUCUGGGCUAUUCCUCCAAACUGUUCUGCAACAACAACUAUAACUGGAGCUGUGACAAGGCCCUCUUCUCUCCAUCUCUUCCCCUUUGACAGUAAAUCUGCCCCAUUCUCACUUUGUUCUGAGCGAUUGCAGCUCUGGUCCAGGUACAGGCUCUUGCUGUCUCUGUUUUUGCUAUGUGUGGACAACGUGCUGUUGCUCCUGCUCUGAUUUUGAAUUUGUUUAGAACAUAAGACCUAUGUUCCAGAUGAUAUUUAUUAUUAGAUGGUGUUAAUGAAUUUCAUGAAUCCACAAUAUUAUUACUGUCUGUUAAAAGCUGUGUGUCAUUUCAAGGGAUGAUGGUGGUGAUGGGUUGACUUAGUGUCUAAGUUGGACUUAGUGAUCUUAGAGGGUUUUUCCAACCUUAAUGAUUUUAAGAAUGUUUGUGUUUUUGUUUCUUCUUAGAUUUUGGCAUGACCAUCAUUUAUUACGGCUUCUUGAAGCGUAGUUUAGCUAGCAAUUUCUGAAGCUUGCAUACUAAGAAAUUAAACUGAGUUCAUAGGAUUAAUGCUUGUGCAUUGGUAAAUGUAACUUGGUCCCUAAUAUUGUAUGCUAUUCAGUUCUAAGUAUUAGAGCUUACUUGUGAUAUUUAUUUCAUAUAAAGUACGCAAAAUUACUGUAAGCAUUUGCAUUGUAGGUAUCUCUGUGUAUCUAUCAACAUAGCAAGGAGCAUGAACAGCUGAGUUAUUCCAUAGGUAGCUCUGUGCUGAAUGGGCCUGUUCCCCAUUCCCAGGCAGGAGUUACAGGGCUGACAAAUUUUGCUGUGAUAAGGGAGAACUGUUACUUUCACAAAGCUCACUCGUGAUCCUGUUGUUGCUUUCAGUUUUGUUUGGCCAGCACGUUAACGAAUGAGGUGGAUGAAAAGUAGGUCCAAUAAUUAAGCAGAAUGACUCAGAUGAAUGUGAGAUUUGCAUGGCAGAGAAAUAAAGUUGUGCUAAAAUUAGGCAGCUAUCCACAUGUGCACAAUGCAGAGAAAACUCUCAUUCAGCAAAAAACUUCAACAAGAAGUUAUGUUUCUAAGAGUAUCCUGACACUUCCUGUGGCAGCUGAGCUUGAGUUGACACUGAAUUUAUUGCAACACAGGUGCAGAUCAUGUCUAUCCAUACUGCCUGGCAAAUAGGCCUAGGGAGAAGACAACAGGCUGCUACCAUUUGCUGUGGUCUUGUGGGACUGUCUGGUACUUAAAGUUAAGUACCUGUUUAAGUGGCUGAAACAGAAUUUCAUAACAAUGUCAUAACAAAUCCUGUUAUUUGUAAGGAUUUUAGGGCAUAAAAUCUAACAGUAUGUUUAACAAGCAAAUUGUUCUCAUAGGUUUAGGGAAAAAAGCAAACAGCCACAGGGUGUGAAGCAGUGAUCUGGCCCUGUGAAUGUCACUUAUAUACCUAGCUGGCCACAGCUAUCUGUAGUGAAAUCUUGUUUUUCAGUGUGAUCUGAGCUCAAAUUAACUAAUACCAAUUUAAAAUUCAAAGACCAAGACUAUUGGAGGCUUUUUCCUCAGUUUGUCUGUUGCAGAAAUGCUAAGUCGUGAUGCGAAGCAGUGAUUGAGCACUGGUGGAAGGCAGGGCCAACGCAGGGGAGCUCAGGUGCAUGCAAUGAACCUGAGUGACCAGAAGGGAUGGAGCCAGGAACCACCCCCUCCCAGACCUCAUUUAAGGGUUGGCAGUGGAGGGAAGGGUAUCUUGUUGGAGAUUCCUCUAUGCCUGAAGUUUUCCAAAGGUAAGCAGUUUCUUUGGCUGUUGCAUUUGGUCAAAUCCUCAUUUGCUUCAGUAUGGGGGUCUUGCUGUUCUGCUGUCAUUGCUGCACUUCCACUGUGUUUUGUGGUCUAAUCAGAGAGAGAUUCUGGUAGUUACCUUUGUUGGACUAGGGCCUCACCUUGAAAAAGUGUUUGGGAUGUGAAGGCCACUCUGUGUCCCAGUUGCUUCUUUGACUGUAGAAGGCACUACUUCUCUUUCUAAUAUCUCUCUGAAUAUGAGAUUUGCCAUUGAUGUCUGCUUCCGCAAAAUGCAUCAGUGCAUGCCCAACCCCUUGCUUAGGACAGUGUUGCUACUUCAUAUAAUUUCUGUAUGUGCCAAAUCAUACUUUGGCUGAAGCAAUAUGAGUUGGGCCACAGUUUCCUGUUUUGCCUGUGAGUCUGGAGAAGUGGAGAACAGAAGACAGCGACUGCUUCCUCCUUAUUCCUCCUGAAGCACCAAGACCUGGUUGCUCUCCCUGAGAAGAAAGAUGCUGCUUUCUCUUCAGUGAAGUUGCCCAGAGUUAUUGCUCUCUUUUCCUUUGUGUCUUUUCCUCUUUUCUACUUCCAUGAGAAGCAGUAGAUACUGAGGCUAGAAUUUCUACUUUUGAUGGUUUUUGUGAUUAAUGUUUGUACUGGCAUUUAUCACUUUGGCACUAUCUCACCAACAUGAUCUUCAUUGUUAUGUAACUUUGAACAUCUGGGACAGCUGCAAUUCUACCACCAAGGAAAAGUCAGUAGGAAAGAAAAAAUUCUGGAAGUUCCAACAAGAGUCACCUGUGAACUCUGUCAUAAAAGUUCAACCUCCUAUAUUUCAUUCACCUGGGUGAAUUCUUCUACCCUUACUUCCAUUUCAGUGCCCACGUGUGUGAGCAUCUUGGUUGCUAGGGUUUGCUGGUAAACUAAAAAGAGACUUUGAGCCUCAUGUGCCAUCGGUUUCAUGUGACUGGGUAGAGUGAGGCUAGCACCCACUUUGUGAGCAUCAGUGAUGCUCACAAAUCAGGGACAUGGUUUAGUAGGAGCUAUUGGGAAUAGGUGAAUGGUUGGACUGGGUGAUCUUUUAGGUCUUUUCCAACCUUAGUGAUUCUAUGAUUCUAUGAUUAUAUUGGUAAAGCUGGUGUUGAAGGAAGCCCCUGGGCUGGUGAUCAGCUCUUCCUCUGAGCCAAAGGGCGGAAGGGUGCAGUUAUUGGACCUGCUUUAGCUUUUUUGAUUGCAUUUAGCUUUCUGCAAUCUCUUCUCUGAAACCUUAGACACUCAGGCCAUCAACUGAAAAUGUGUUAGAAUAUCGACAUUAUUUACAUCUUCUUAUCUACAUAUAAAAGACCUCUUUCACCCACACCUCUCUCAUACCAUUCUAACCCCUGCUUUUAGUCCUUUAUAGUCAAACUGUCCAUUUAGCUGUAGUAGGAUUUUGUAUUAAUCAAAUGUUGCCUUUCUGUAGUAUUUCAGUGCUUUCUCUAUUUUGCCUUUCUCUAUUUUGCUAUCCAAAAGUAGGUGUCUGGGAACACUCCACCAAGAGGUGUAUUUAAAGAACUAGGUCUUUGCAUGGUAUUUAUAUUUAUUAUCAUGUGAUGGAAGAGGGGGGAAAAAAAACUUUGUGACAUUUACUUGUGCAGCCCACCUGUUGCUGCCCAUAGCGAAGCUGGGGUGUUUGUGUACUGCUGUAGUUUACUUGCUGUGUUCCCUAUGAUGAUAAAGCUAUAGUCAGAGAGUCUUCAUUUCAACUUGUUUAAAUUGCUAGUAAGAAAGAGUGAACCUUAGAUAAUGAAAGACAAAUGGAUACUGCUUCUGAGACACUGGAGUGCUGUCAAAUAAUUAUUCUAUUAUGUUGAAUAUGUUCUCCAAGUUCUGGCUACCAUCUGUGGUAAAGUUCCCUGCCAGUGGUGCAUGUUGGGUUAGAAAAAUCUGGUCGACAUCAUGUUGGCUGAGCUUUUAGCUCAAUCCUCAUUAUUAUUAUAUAAUGAGGAAACAACUGAGGCUAACUUUUGGAAUAGGGCACAAAUGCUCACAACGUCCUGUCCUGCUGAUUCAUGAGGAAUCUUUCAGCUGUGAACUUUCAGUAGAAAUCACAAAGAUAAGAGCCUGAUGACUUACUUCAAGAACUGAAGGAUGUGUGUGCCGUGGCAGUGUUUCUAUGGUCCCUUAUAAAAAUGGUUAUUGUAAUAAGUGGUGAUGGAUGCUUGAAUAGAUAGAUCUUGUUUAGGAAGCAUUCAGUGUCAGGGAAAUAGUGUAUGUACAAUGUACACAGACAAAUGACACAAACAAUUCCAUUGCUCUACUGUGAUAUGAGCAUGUGCAGCUUGGUUUGGGGUAGUUGUUAAAUUGCUUUAACUUUUGACACUGCCUUUUUCUUACUAGUAUUGGAGUCUGUGUAAUAACACUCAGGUUAUGAUAUCUGUGUGUGAAUAGGAUGUGAGCGGAGUGGCCAGUGCACAACCUGAAAUGUGUGAAAUGUGUUUCUAAUAGGGGUUUUGAGAGAUGUUUUAACUCCUCCCCAGUCUCUGGGUUAUGUCCUGAUGUUAUAGUGUAUUAGUUCUGGUAAGAACAAAGUCAGAUUUCCUUUCAAGACCAUCCCUCCCUAUGUAAAAUGCUGCUGAUUUAAUAUAGGUGGUAUUUAGGAUGGGAGUAGAGCUACAGAGGAAAAAGAGCACACAUUGUAUGAUUUUCAGUGCUUUAGCAAAAGACCAUUUUACCCAAGGAUCAGGAAUUUUGCACCAUGGGCUCCUGGAAGAACUGGUGACUUGGCAUGGAUGUAGCUCUGUUGUUAAUUCCUUUGCGUUUUAAGUACAAACAUGUAGACAGCAAACAGAACAUAUCCUGAGAGGAGUCUCACCUCUUUUGCCAUAGGUAAUUCUGAAAUACAGCACUGGCUUAAAACAGCCAGAAUGUUUUUUGGAACCAGUCAUUCUCUUUGGAAGAUAAGAUCAGAUGACAAAAAUGAAGACAUAUUUCAGAUACAGUUAUGUAGAAGUAGGAAUCUAGAUAGGAAAAUUAAUCUGGAAACACAUUUUCUUCACCAAAGAAGCUCAAGCAGGUCUUUGCUUUAGUGUGUUGCUUCCAGUGUGAAUAGUCGGUGAAAAUGUCCUUGGCUGUGUUCUUUGCUGAAAUAGAGGGCUAUACUGGACAAGCUAACUUGUGUUCUGAGUUCUUGGGGGUACAGUGACUUGCACGUGAAAUGCAAAACAAACUGAGGGAGGGCACCCAGGAUUCCCUUGUACACAUGAAGGCAUUCAACAGUAAGAUAUGAAGCCAUGCUUCACCUUCGUUUGUCCUCCAGAAUCUUUUAGUAUUUGUCAUAUAUUAAUCCAAACUGUGUCUUCACCUUAUGUAUCUUAGUCCUUAGGUUGGUGGCUGGAGGCUUCCGUAGAGAAGUAGAAGUAUGAGUACAUGUCUCUUCAGCCUGAUGUAGAUAUAGAAUCUGGGGUCCCCUUAGGGAAGCAUGAGCCAUGGGCCAUCAUUUAAUCUUUAUGCUGGAGGCAGGGUUUCUGCACAGUGUCAAAUACAUAUCCAUCUCUGUGAUGGGUCUUAGAAAAUGAAGUAUAAAAUGUGCAGACUCAGAGCUGAUGUCUCCUGCACAAUAUUCAGCACAAGGCAGCCCAUACAAACCAGGUGUUGGUGAAUGUGGCUUUCAUUAUCCCCAUUCUCUGAAGAUCUCACCUCAAACAUAUUGUAUGUAAAGUCACUUCUGUUGUUUGAAAUCUAAAUUCUACAGAAGUCUAACAGUCAUUUGCUGGUCAAAUUCAUAGUUUUUUGUGACAAACCGAUCUGGAUUUUGAUAAAACUUUUGUCUUUUUUUCUCUGAAUCAGUGGCCUGGGUGUGUACAUCCUUGAGCUAAUGGGAAUUAUCUGUAUACAGAUCCUAAAUUUGCAUCUUAGACCAUUUCCCUUACUGAUUAAAGUAGUGAUUUUUAUCUCUAUGGAAUGUUUUCUUUGGAGAUAAGAAACAUUCUAUCCUUGAGCUUAGGGAAUCAUGGAGAAUAAUGUUUUUACACACCUACAUUAAACAAGAAAAUGCUCACAUAGCUUCAUGAGUACUGGAAUGGUAUUAGAAUUAUUUCUGUUUAUUGUUGUCAUCCCGUGAAGUAUACACUUGUAUCUUUGUUCUUUACAACGAACAGAUAUAAACCUAAGAGUUCUUCUUUUUUUUUUUUUUUUUUUUU
This is a messenger RNA of Lagopus muta (rock ptarmigan), 7162 nucleotides long. RefSeq names its product transmembrane protein 179 (gene TMEM179). The transcript has 4 exons. The record is from RefSeq and is a predicted model, not a curated record. Lineage: Eukaryota; Metazoa; Chordata; Aves; Galliformes; Phasianidae. The coding region runs from base 194 to 892 and encodes 232 amino acids.